GUUAUAAAAAUAAAAAUAAAACUAUAAAUUCCAACAUAUCUGGUAGGAGCAAAUUAACUUAGCGUUCUUAAAUAAUGCAUAACUUAAAAAUAAAAUUUAGCCUGAUAACAUGUUACCAGCUUAGUGUUUUUAUUAUUUUAUGUAAUAAUAUAAAAUGAGAUAACAUCGGUGAAAAAAAUACAUGUACUUAUUUAUCUGUUGCUGCAUUUUGUUAUAAAACUCAUAUCAACUAUAUACAUACAUACAUCACCAGUGUUGUUUCACUUAUGUUCAUUAUAUUUUGAGAAGAAGCUGAUCAGGGGAGUGGUAAAUAUACAAUAGUAUCUAUUAUAAUAGUAUUUUAUUGUGUUUGCCAACAUUUUGACCUACGUUGUAGAUCUUCAUUAGGGCAUUUCUUCUGGCACUGACUGAAGAAGUUAGAAGACUGAUGAAUCAAACUAUAAUUACGAUCAAUCAUCUCCAGGGCAUUAUGUUCAUGAAAGUAUAAAUUUAUGAUAUGAAAUGAGUUGAAAACAUUUUUAUGUAUAGAUUUUUCAUGCAAAAUAUGGCUCUGCAAAUGUUCUUUAUCUCGAUGGAUAAAAUGGUGGUUUUGGUAAUACAGUCCAGAAAAGUCUCAUAAAAUAAUGAAUAACAACUGUGUACAUGGUUUUGUAUUAGAAAACCUAUGAAGGAACACUAAUCAUAGCUAUAAAAAAUAAAACAGAUUUAGAAUGAGAACUUCUUUUUUUCUACACUGUAGCAUGACUGCUUUUCUACAAAUAUUUUUUCUCUAAGCUUUGGUGUUUGCAAUAUCACAUUAAUGAAAUAAAACUUUAAAAAGCUGAAAAACAAACUUUCCUUAAUUUAUCUUCAAUGGAAGCACAAAACUGUGAAAACGGUAAUUAAAAAUUGUUGAAUAUGACAUCACCAGGGGACGGGAUUCUAUCACCAGGGGAUGGGAUUCUAUCACCAGGGGACGGGAUUCCAUAGAUUUUUUGGUGAUGAGAAGUUUUUUGCUAAUUUAUCCUAUAUGCCAACUAGCCUCAUUCUUUCUCUGAUAAUUAUAUUAUCAUUUAAUGAUAAUAUUUACACUUCAUCACUAAUAAUUUACACUCAUGUGCAUUUAAAAUGUCAGAUGGAUCCAGCCACAUUAGAAAAUGCUCUGGAAAAAAAAUGUAGAAAUCAUGCUUGGUUAGCAUGGAUAUUGCUCCUGACUUGCAGCCCAUUAAUUUUUGUUGCUUCACAUUUAUCUUCAUAUGUGUUUCUUGGAGGAAACCCUUCUUUUUUCUGCUACAUACCAGAGCUAGUUGAAACAAACUGGACAAAAGAACAAAUCAGAGAGAUCAGCAGCCCUGGAUUGGAAAAACAAAGUUGUGUUCAUUAUGCCAGGAAUUAUUCUUUGCUGAAGGAAUUGGAUUUUGAAGAAGCCCUAAGUUAUUGCAAUAAAAGGCCAAAACCACAUGUGGUAAAAUGUAAAAAUUACAUUUAUGAAGAAGAAGUUUUUCAUGAAACAAUCAUUAGCGAGUGGGAUCUUGUUUGUGAUGAUUUGCCUCUCAGAUCUACAGCACAGGGUACUGUAGCAUUCGGAAAAUUAUUUGGUGCUGUAGUAUUUGGCAUGAUUAGUGACAGGUAUGGAAGAAAGAGGAUAUUUAUAUUUUCCUGUACUCUACUCACGGUAGUAGGGCCUUCGGCUGCUUUUGUACAUAGCUAUGCAAUGUUUAUAAUACUUAGACUAUUGAUUGGUGUAGCUAACUCUGGAAUCUUUGAAACUGGUUACACACUCGUGUUAGAACUUACAGUAAAAAAAUACAGGACAUGCUUAGGGAAUAUAUUCAACAUAGGUUUUGCAAUCGGACUUGUGUAUCUUUCACUAGCUGCGUAUUUGACUGUUGGCUGGAGGCAACUUCAAUUAGCCAUCUCUCUUCCUAUGAUUGCUUGUACAAUCCUUGGGUGCUUCUUACCAGAAUCACCAAGAUGGUUGAUAACUUCAGGAAAGCUAGACAAAGCCUCAAAACUAUUAGGAAGUUCAGCAGGCAUCGUUUCUAAAGAGUCUGCUAAAUCUCAAGAUAUUAAGGUCAAUUCUGAUUCAUACUGCAAGAAAUUGAUUUUUUUCUUUAAAGAUUACCUAAAACUUUUCUCAACUCUUGAACUUGCCAAAAGAAUUUUAAUAUGCAAUUAUUUGUGGUUUAUGGGAAGUUUUUAUUACUUUGUAAUAGCACUAAGUGGAAUAAACUUUGAUUUCAAUCAGUACCUCUAUGUUGUGCUGAAUGGAAUUGUUGAGGUUCCAGGCUUCUUGCUUCCUCUCCUUUUUCUUUCUUACUUUGGCCGGAAGAGUUCAGGAAUAAUAUUGUGGUUUGUUUCUGGCAUCACAAUGUUGAUAACAAUAGUAAUGCCACCAGGUGGACCGAUGAUGUGUAUUUCUUUGGCUGGGAGACUCUUUGGAACAGCUGCAUAUGGAGUUACCAUGUUUCACACUGUUGAACUAUUUCCAACAGAAAAACGCAAUACUGCUUUAGGUAGCUGCCUCACUGUAUCACAAAUUGGUGCAUUACUUGCACCCUACAUAGUGGACAUAAUGGGAAGGAAGUUUUGGUGGAUUCCGACGACACUUUGUGGCUUCCUAGCACUCCAAGGUGCAUUCUUCUCGAUGUUCAUACCAGAAACCAAAAACGUUCCAAUGCUUGAUACAAUCAAAGAGAUGGUCGAGCAUGAAGAUGAGGAUCUUUACAAGGAUUCUGAAUGAAUUAGUUGACAUUUUAUACUUAAAAUCUUGUGAAUUAUAUUAUGAUUAAUAUAAUUGAUAAACUUUUAAGCUAAGAUUUGAUUCUAAAUUUCUGUGAGUACUGUAUCCCUUCCUACAUAUUUAAAUGUAUUCCAAUUAAUCCUCAAAAAAUAAUUCGGCAUGAAGUAACGUGUCUAAAAACCCUUCUAAGUUA
Molecule: messenger RNA, 2915 nt
Organism: Nezara viridula (southern green stink bug)
Lineage: Eukaryota; Metazoa; Arthropoda; Insecta; Hemiptera; Pentatomidae
Source: the annotation of a GenBank genome assembly